This is a messenger RNA of Fibroporia radiculosa, 1020 nucleotides long. RefSeq lists its product as uncharacterized. Bases 1 to 1020 code for a protein of 339 amino acids. Gene Ontology annotation, molecular function: zinc ion binding; oxidoreductase activity. The record is from RefSeq and is a predicted model, not a curated record. Lineage: Eukaryota; Fungi; Basidiomycota; Agaricomycetes; Polyporales; Fibroporiaceae. Gene Ontology annotation, cellular component: mitochondrion. The transcript is spliced from 9 exons.
AUGCGUGCUUUUAUUAUUUCGGAAUACGCUCACCCUUCCAAGAUCUCUCUAUCUGCUCAUGCUCCCGAGCCAGUACCCGCAAAAAAUGAGGUCGUAGUCGAAGUCUUCAGCGCUGGGCUGAACUUCUUCGACAUCCUUCAAUCCCAAGGCAAAUACCAGAUCCAACCUCCACUCCCGUUCGUUCUGGGAACCGAAUUUGCCGGCCGCAUUGCCAAGGACUCUCCAAUCCCCAACGGAUGCCCCUUCAAACCAGGAGACCGAGUGUUUGGCGCAGGCCAAGGGGCUUUUGCUGAGAAGCUCACUGUGGCUUGGACAUGGCUUGUUGCGUUACCCGCGAAUUUGACAUAUGAUGAGGGUGCAGGUCUCUCUAUCACCUGGCCGACAAGCUACGAGGCUCUUGUUGGUCGUGCACAGUUGAAACCAGGCGAAUGGGUGCUUGUCACUGCCGCUGCGGGAGGUGUGGGGAUUGUAGCCGUACAGCUAGCGAAAGCAUUGGGCGCGAAGGUGAUUGCAGCGGCGGGCUCACAAGCGAAGCUGGAUGUCGCCAUGCGCUAUGGUGGCGCAGACCAUUCCGUUAACUACACUAAGCCCGACUGGCAACAAGAAGUGCUCCGACUUACAGGCGGAAAGGGGGUAGAUGUUAUAUAUGACCCUGUUGGUAUGAUUAAAGAUUGUCUGAAAUGUAUUGCGUGGAAAGGUCGCGCCCUUGUUGUCGGGUUCGCUGCGGGGAAAAUUGAGAAGCUCCCACUCAAUCUGGUAUUAUUGAAGAACAUCUCCGUUGUGGGGAUUCACUGGGGUGCCUACAGCAAGAAGGAACCGGGACAUAUUCCUUCUGUAUAUGGCGCCGUCCUUGCUCUGCUGUCUUCUCGUCGCGUGAGACCUGUUGUCUACGAAGAGGUGUAUCCCCUAGAGAAGCUAGCCGAUGGCCUCACAGCACUUGAGCAGCGCCAAACAUGGGGAAAGGCCGUUAUCCGCGUAAGGUCAGAAUCCGCAACUGCCGAGGGGAGAGCAAAGUUGUAA